AUGGCAAGAAAAGAGAAGUCUCAGACUUCGGAGGAAUGUAGACAGAAGUUCCUUGCAGUCAUGGCAGCCAAGCCUGCAGUACCGUUAUCCCAAUUAACGGACCCCAUGAGAUUCCCGAUUAUAUCAACUCCGGCACCUGUCCGACCUGCAUCUUUCCGUUCAAGCUCGAUUUCAAGUGCAAGUUCAUGCCCGGGCAUAAGAUCAAAGUGUUUGAGUGACUCCGACCAGGCAACAGAUAUUGAAUACAACUCUGAUGUCAAGCCUUUGCAUUCUGGCAACCGCAGAGCCGGAACAGAGAUUGUAAAAGGCAAGUUAGAGACAGAGUCUUUGCGGAAUUGCAGUCGAAGCGCCGGAAAAGAGCUUGCUGGAGACUCCACUUAUCGUAUGGAGAGUGCAUAUCUUCCAAGCCCUGUCUCUUAUGCCUCUUUCGGGUUUGAUUAUCGCAACCGAGUCACCCUCACGCACUUUCCAGAGAAAAUUAAAGACGGUAUUCGAAGUCUUUUGGACAAGGGCUGGGAACAGGGCAUACAAAAAGAGGGGCCAUGUAAUGAAGAGGAUAGUUACUUCUUCAAACUCAAAAUGAGACCAUUCAGCAGUGGAAACACAUAUGUGUCAACUCGCAUGACGCGCAACAUGAUUGCGUAUCUAGCAUCCGAGUCUUGGUUGGCACAACCCGUCCCAUCGAUCUUAAACCCUUACGACACGUUGAACUUCCGAAAAUCUCCAGAGCCUUUCCCAAAGUGUUAUUGGCUUGCCAUGACAUACGGACAUGCAGGCAAGUGGCGUCUAAAAGACGUGUUGAGUUUGUUGGGAGGAGCAGACGAGCUCAUUGACACUGUCCGACUCACUUUGCAAGAAAUGAACCUUAUCUCCAAGCUCAAGAAGGAGCACGUCGAUACUGCAAAAAAUUGGCACCAGUUCUGUAUCAAAGGAACUUUUCUUCGUGCAGGUACCCAGGCAAAGAAGAAGAAGAUGAUAUUGAGAAUUUUGGAAAGGCUGGAGGAACGUGGUUGGGUCUUAUAUAUUGGCUAUCAUCGAGUUUUUCACGCUGGCACUGAUUAUGAGCAUAAAGUGGGGACUUGGCUUUGUGUGAAGAGCCGUGAAUGGACGCCAACUGAUCCAGUGAAGAUUUCCUGGUCAAUUUGA
Messenger RNA from Sclerotinia sclerotiorum 1980 UF-70, 1146 nucleotides. RefSeq lists its product with no specific name. The record is from RefSeq and is a predicted model, not a curated record. The transcript has a single exon. Bases 1 to 1146 code for a protein of 381 amino acids. NCBI's taxonomy places the organism in Eukaryota, Fungi, Ascomycota, Leotiomycetes, Helotiales, Sclerotiniaceae.